AUGGACAGACAGAAGUACAUCGACGAAGUGAAUCGACAACUGAACGAUGAGCGAUAUUACAAAAAAGUAGAAAAGGAACAACAUAAUUUGACUAAGUUAAAAAUAGAAGAAUGUGUAAAUGAAAUACAGGAAAAUAAUGUAAGCAUUACUAAACAAUUUGACAUGUUCCCGUCUACUAUUCGUACACCUCAAUUUUACAUUUUACCGAAAACGCAUAAAUCAUAUGAUGAGAAACUUCCUCUUGGAUACCCUGGUCGUCUCAUUGUUUCAGCAUGUAGCUCCAGUACUGAGAACAUAGCGAAAUACCUAGACUUUAUUUUAAAUCCUUAUAUGCAAACUUUGCCUUCCUAUAUCAAGGAUACCACCGACUUUAUAAAUAAGGUUCGUAAUCUUAAAUUAAACAAAGACACCUAUAUAGUUACCCUUGAUGUGUCAUCAUUAUACACAAAUAUCCCUCAUAAUGAAGGUAUUGAAUCUUGUAUAUAUUUUUUACAGAAAGAUAAAGGAAACAAUAACAUCAAAGCUAAUGAUAUAAGGAAAUUGUUAAAUAUUGUUUUACAUAAUAAUUGCUUUGACUUUAACGAUCAGAGUUAUUUACAAACCAUGGGCACAGCAAUGGGAAGCCCUAUGGCACCUUCUUAUGCUUCAUUAGUCAUGGGUAGACUAGAAGAGCAAUUUCUUAACUCUACUUAA
This is a messenger RNA of Ruditapes philippinarum (Manila clam), 693 nucleotides long. RefSeq lists its product as uncharacterized. The coding region runs from base 1 to 693 and encodes 230 amino acids. The record is from RefSeq and is a predicted model, not a curated record. The transcript has a single exon. Lineage: Eukaryota; Metazoa; Mollusca; Bivalvia; Venerida; Veneridae.